GAUGGGUACACGUUAGACCUCUGCCCCUUAUACUUCUGUCACAGCAGCCCAUAAUCAAUGGCAGUUUAAAGGAUUUUGAUCAAAAUGCUAGGCACCAAACAUUUCUCUUCCUUAAAAACAUAUGGAUUUAAAUUCCUAGGCGUCAACUUCCUUAGGUUCCUAAUUUUAGACACCUGUUUCUGUUAUUGUUUUGAAAUGGUAGAUUUUUUUAUUAAUGUAUUGGUCACCUCAGUAAUAUAAAAAGAUUACAUUUUGUGCUCGCCUUUUUCAUCAGAAGUGACAUAGCACACCUCUUUGUAAGCUCAUGUUAACCAUCUUUACCUUUGGUGCUGAUGAGUAAAUGAAAACGUGGGAGCUGUAGGCAUGCAUCCCUCCAGUGAAGCUGUUUACAUUCCAUAGUUUGGGAUAUAAUUUUUUUUCUUUGCUAUUGUAUCGUGCAGUUUUUUUGCCUGUUCUAAUUUGCCAUGACGUGGUCAGUGCUGUUUCCUUCCGGCUGCUUGCGAGCCUGUGGUAGAGAUAAGGAUACGUUUACAGUGCAUUUUUAACAAGAAGCUGAAGAUCUGCUUCGUGUAGGAACUCGAGGACUCUCUGGAUUGUACAAAGAAUUUAUUUACUGGUUUCAUCUGUUUGACACUGUGGGAAUCAAGAUCUAGAGCAUUUUACUUGCAAAAUAACGACUUUGCUAAAUUUGAACUGUGUGUGAAGAAGAAAGGUGAUAUACUUGAGAUAUCCUACAGCUGAGUAGUGAUAAAGGCUAUUGAGGUGGGAAGAACAACUCAAGAAAGGAUUUCCCUUGGUUUGUUUCUCUUUGAGAAGAGAAGAGCGCAGGAACACUGAUGAUCUAAGAAAUACGAACACUGAUACUUGAUUCAUUUCAUGAUCCUGCCCUUCUGCCCAGCUGGACCUCGGUGACGCUCUCUGUUCUUUCAUAUUCAAGAACACUUUUCUUCUUAUGUGGAGCUGAGACCUGGGAAUGCGUUAUUAUGGCAGCAGUUGUACAGCAGAAUGAGCUUGUGUUUGAAUUUGCCAGCAACGUCAUGGAGGAUGAGCAGCAGCUUGGCGAUCCAUCUAUUUUCCCUGCUGUCAUCGUGGAGCAUGUUCCUAGCGCGGACCUUCUACAUAACUACUCUGGCUUAACCUGUGUGGAUGAACCUAGUGACAUGAUCACUGAGAGCUCUCUGGACGUCGCAGAAGAGCAAAUCAUAGAAGAUGAUGAUAUCACCCUCACAGUCGAAGCAUCUUGUCAUAAUGGAGAUGAAACAAUGGAAACAAUCGAGGCUGCUGAAGCACUUCUCAAUAUGGACUCCCCUGGUCCUAUGUUGGAUGAAAAAAGAAUAACAACUAUGUUUGGCGCAACUGAAGAUGAUGAUAUGGUGGCUCCUAUUACACACGUGUCAGUCACGCUUGAUGGGAUCCCUGAGGUGGUGGAAGUUCACCAAGCGCCAGACCCUUACGCUGAAUCACCAGAGACUCCAGAAUUUGAACAACCAAAGAAGAAAAAAGGGAAGAAGCCGAAACCGUCUCGUCCCGAGUCCCCUACUACAACUCCAAACAUAUCUGUGAAAAAGAAAAACAAAGAUGGAAAGGGAAAUACAAUUUAUCUCUGGGAGUUCUUACUAGCACUGCUCCAGGACAAAGCUACAUGCCCUAAAUACAUCAAAUGGACUCAAAGAGAGAAGGGCAUUUUCAAACUGGUAGAUUCCAAGGCUGUGUCCAGGUUGUGGGGAAAACACAAAAACAAACCUGACAUGAAUUAUGAAACAAUGGGUAGAGCUCUCAGAUACUAUUACCAAAGAGGAAUACUGGCUAAAGUAGAAGGUCAGCGCCUAGUAUAUCAAUUUAAAGAAAUGCCAAAAGAUCUCAUCUAUAUAGAUGAUGAAGAUGCAAGCCCUAGCACUGAAUCAUCAGAUUCAACUCUGCUCUCAACUCCUGUGGCCAAUAGAAACCAGUCGAGCAGAACUAGAGCAUCUGCAAACGUGGGAACAAAGGGAGGAUCAACCACAGUGCUAAAAACAGGAAACUCAAAGCCUGCUAAGCUGAAGGAGCACGUAGAAGUUGUACAGCAGCAGACACCUGGCUUGACUUCAGAAGUUUUGAGGACAAUGCAAUCUCCGCAGCCAGUACAUCCCACUCAGCUUUUUCGGACAGUUCACGUAAUGCAGCCAUUGCAGUCCCUCACAGAAGGACAUGCAGCUGUAACCAGUAAUGUUCCGGAUGAAACGUUAAAUCCCUCGGUUCAGAAUAUAAGGACUUUACAGACUCCAACCCAAGUUCCAGUGGUUGUUUCACCUGGAAAUCAGCAGCUGCAUGCUGUAACACUCCAGACGGUGCCUCUUACUACAGUGAUAGCCAGCACAGAUCCAGCCGCAGCAACAACGCCCCAAAAAUUCAUUUUACAAGCCAUUCCUACUUCACAAUCUAUGACGGUUCUUAAAGAAAACGUCAUGCUACAGUCUCAGAAGCCAGUCUCGCCUCCUUCCUCAAUUGUGCUGAGCCCAGCACAAGUUCAGCAGGUGCUCACCAGCAGCGUGCAGACAAUUUGCAAUGGAACAGUCAACAUGGCUUCGUCUCCAUCCUUCAGUGCCACUACCCCCGUGGUAACGUUUUCGCCUAGCAGCUCACAGGUGGUAGCGCAUCCAUCGGGCACGGUGAUCACUUCGGUUAUUAAAGCACCAGAAACGAAACAGAUUGGCGUACAAGGUGUGGUAAAAGAAGAAGACAGUGACAAAUUAGAUGAUACUGAGCAGUCGGAGCAGAGAUUCCAGCAGCAACCGUUUGUGAUGGUAGUGUCCAGUUCGAAUGGUUUCCCAUCUAACGUGCAAGUGAAGCAGGAAAAUGAGCCAUUGGAACCCAAUUCAUAUCAAUAAAUUUAAAAAAAAAAAAAAAAAA
This is a messenger RNA of Aquila chrysaetos chrysaetos, 2889 nucleotides long. It is a transcript of the gene ELF1, whose product is annotated as E74 like ETS transcription factor 1. Gene Ontology annotation, molecular function: DNA-binding transcription factor activity, RNA polymerase II-specific; sequence-specific DNA binding. NCBI's taxonomy places the organism in Eukaryota, Metazoa, Chordata, Aves, Accipitriformes, Accipitridae. The transcript has 9 exons. Gene Ontology annotation, biological process: regulation of transcription by RNA polymerase II; cell differentiation. The record is from RefSeq and is a predicted model, not a curated record. The coding region runs from base 984 to 2867 and encodes 627 amino acids. Gene Ontology annotation, cellular component: nucleus.